Messenger RNA from Rotaria socialis, 741 nucleotides. The record is from the annotation of a GenBank genome assembly. Lineage: Eukaryota; Metazoa; Rotifera; Eurotatoria; Philodinida; Philodinidae.
AUGAGUGAUUCAUUAGAAACAUCAAGUGAAGAUUCAACUUCUAAUCAUAAUCAGUCAGAUCAUUUUGUACGUAGUCGUUGGUCUCAUGUAUUAGCACUUGCUGAACAACUUAGACACAAUACAGAAGUUCAGAAGAAUGAACAACUACGACAAUAUGCAUUUGAUAUUCCAUUAUCAGAUGAUCGACAUACAUCUUUAACUCAUGUUGCUCAUGUGAAAUCAUUUGAAAAUGCUCUUUUAUUUGCUAAAACUGGCAAUUUUAAUUUGGAUAAUUUAAGUGAAAAAUUUCUCGAUUUAAAACGUACAUUUAAUCAUAUGCUUGAACUUAAUAAAAAUGAUAUAUCACAAGUAGCAUUAGCAACAUCAAUUACAAAAACAGCAUUAUUAAUGAUUUUACGUUCUAUUGAAUCUAUUGUUGAAGUUAUGACAAAAGGUACAAGAAAAUUUCCAACAUUAAAUUCUCUUAUAUCACAUAUACGUUCACGUCAAAAAGAAUUACCAAUUCAUGGUCGACUUCUUGUUGAUUGGUAUAGUGCUGCACAAGUUCUUGAUUUACUGAUCAAUGAUCCUGAUUGGCUUGUACAACCACGAAAAGCACAUUGGGCUAUGAGAGUUUGCAAUGAAACAUUAACAUGGGCACGAGGAGUAUUUAAUGAAAAUUAUCGUACGAAAUCCAGUAGACGACCAAUUUAUGAUCGUGAAGAUAGUAUCAUUGGAUCAGAAACAAAGAAUAAAGACUAA